UGACUGCGUCAACAAGGGACCAGACAGCUGUUUUUGGUGUAAUCUACUGAGGCUGCGAUGUCUCAGUAAGCUGGCGGAGAACGUAACGGAUAGGACGAAAGGGACUACAAGGAAAAACGAAAAAGGACCUUGUUUUUGCUUUUCUUCUGAACUUUAAAAGCACAGAACCACAGAAGCAGUCUAAUGUUGACGUCAGUAGCUGCCCAUCACGGUCACGGCGGAGGGGAGCAGGAACCGUGCUCGCGCAGCGCCCUGCUGGACCACAGUCGGCGGCAUCGGACGGCCUUCACACGCGAGCAACUGUCCCGGCUGGAGCAAGAGUACUGCAAGGAGAGCUACGUGUCGAGGCCCCGGAGGUGUGAACUUGCCACUGAACUCAAUUUACCGGAGACGACAAUAAAGGUUUGGUUCCAGAACCGGAGGAUGAAGGACAAGCGACAGAGACACUCCCUCUCCUGGCCCCACCCCCUGGUCGACCCGCUGGGCAUGCUCCUCCUGGGGCGCGCCACCUCCACCCCCUCCUCCUCCUCCUCCUCACCUUACCCCUUCAUCCCACACCACCUUCCGCACCUCCCCCUCCACCUCUACUCCCCCCUGGGGCUCUCGGCCUCGGCCCACAGCCCCUACAGCGUCCCCAUGAGGCCCCUGGAGGCGCUGCGCCUCUCCCACUACCACAGCCGGCCCGGCGGGCUCCAGCCGCCCGGGGCGACUCUCUACCCCCCCAUGGGGGGAAUGCACCACCCGGCCUCCUGCGCCUGCCCCCUCUGCAUACAGUGGGGGACGGACCAACUUCUCAAGGCCAGGGGCGAGAUUGCCGCCCUGGGCAUGAUGAGCCGGUCCCGCAGUCCGAAGGCCAUCCAGUCGGCCGCCCUGGACAGAAGGGAGGAGGUGGUGUGAUGGGCCGUGGUGGGGAUGAGCGCCGCGUUUCACGGACUGAAGCCUUUACUGAGAUGAUGGCGUCAAGCAAAGUGAAAUGAAUAGGUUGAGGUAAGAUGCAAAUGUUCAAAACAAACAUGACUUCCCUGACCUAUAGAUUCAAAGAAGCUCUGUCGUUUCAACUGCACAAUCACAGGAUUAGUGAAGACCUUGAUAUUUUAAAUGUUCUAUGUUGAGCUCCUAUUAUUUUGAGAAUGAAGCCAUCGCCUACCACUACGGUUUUAUUUAAUUGCCCAAGCGUGCCUUUUUUAACGAGACAUCAGGUUUCUUCGUCAACGUUAGAUCAUCUAUAACCCUGACAUUGUGCAGAGCGACUGCUUUGAUACAUAAAGACUGAAGACGAUGAACCGAACGCCUGCCAUUGGUGUGUGCACCGCUGCGGUGGUUGCUCCCACUUUACAGCCCAGUGUGGCUCUUUUGAUCCGAGUGUCGUGGCAAGACAUGACACGUCUGUAUGCACAUGAGAUUCGGUCCACGGCUUCACAAAUGACAUGUGCUCACACACAACUCGUGAUUGGGAACCCAUAUGCAAACUGUUCAGCUACAACGCAAACAUCCGCAUAGCGAUGCCCGUAGAAAGUUUUUUACUGGUAUUCAGGAAACAUUUAUUCACUAAGAAGAGUUGCUCAAUCAAAACGCGCAAGGCAAAUCUGAACAUAUGAUGGUAUAGAUAUAGCACAGCUACCCUAUCCUAUUCUAUUCAAUUGGAGCUUAAUGAGUUAAUAGUUAAACAUACCUUGUGAUUGGAAAUACAGAUAGUUGCUUUCCAGUUGUGCUAAAAUACUUGUUACCUGUCUCAUCUGUGUGCAUGUCAUUAUACUAUCUAUUUGUGGUGCAGGUUUGUAAACUGCAACAUCUCUGUGUCAUUCAAAUUAGGCUGAUUCAAAUACACCGGCAGAUUAUUGCUUCACCAGCCCCCCACUAGGUCUUCCUUGUGGGUUUAUACAAAAGCAAGAUAGCAGGUCCAUACUUGUCCUCUCCCAGUUGAAAGUCAGCCACUGUGUGGGUCUCAUGUUCCAACAGUUUAACUAAAUCAAUUAUAUAAUAUUCAACUUCAAUUUCUAUAUUUUACAAGAAGCCGAGUUUCAUAAAUGAUCUCUGCACAUUGAAGAUUUUCUCUGAUUAUGGCAAAUAACAUUUCAAGGGUUACACAAACAAAAGGAUCAAUAUGGAUAUAGAGCCCAUUCAGACAUUAUUUGACUCUUUUUUUUGUCAGAAAGCUGUGCUUUAUAAAACUCUGUGCCUUUGGGGAAUUCACAUAAAAUAUAAAAGCAAGAGAAAUCUGUUGAAUAGAGUCCAAACUAAAUAGAAAGCCAGUGGGUGACUCACCUCACAGUAAUCCAUAUAUUAUAAGACGCAGACAUUAGCUAAUAAUCUAUUUUGAAGAACAUUUUACAUAUUUUGUAUAGAGAUGAUCUGAACUGACUCCUUGUAUCACAAUUUGCACUAAUAUUGUAUUUAAUACCAGAUCUCUGUUUUAAUGUAACACC
This is a messenger RNA of Gadus morhua (Atlantic cod), 2426 nucleotides long. RefSeq names its product even-skipped-like1 (gene eve1). Lineage: Eukaryota; Metazoa; Chordata; Actinopteri; Gadiformes; Gadidae. Gene Ontology annotation, biological process: regulation of transcription by RNA polymerase II. Gene Ontology annotation, cellular component: nucleus. The coding region runs from base 184 to 897 and encodes 237 amino acids. The transcript is spliced from 3 exons. Gene Ontology annotation, molecular function: DNA-binding transcription factor activity, RNA polymerase II-specific; RNA polymerase II cis-regulatory region sequence-specific DNA binding. The record is from RefSeq and is a predicted model, not a curated record.